Molecule: messenger RNA, 1074 nt
Organism: Cryptococcus wingfieldii CBS 7118
Lineage: Eukaryota; Fungi; Basidiomycota; Tremellomycetes; Tremellales; Cryptococcaceae
Product: oxidoreductase
Exons: 8
Coding region: 1-1074 (357 amino acids)
Biological process (GO): steroid biosynthetic process
Molecular function (GO): 3-beta-hydroxy-Delta5-steroid dehydrogenase (NAD+) activity
Source: RefSeq, a predicted model, not a curated record
AUGCCUACUGUAUUGCUCACCGGCAUCACCGGCUUCCUCGCCGCCCACGUCGCACUCUCCUUCCUCAAACACGACUGGACAGUCCACGGCACCCUCCGCUCCGAAUCCAAACGCUCCGCCGUGGAGGCCAUCCCCGAAUACGCCCCAUACUUCGCGUCGGGCAAACUCAAGCUCUUCAUCGUCGGUCCUCUCGAAUCUGCCGAUUAUGGGGAGGCGAUCAAGGGUGUGGAGGCGGUGGUGCAUACUGCUUCGCCGGUAGAGUUUGGAGAUGAGAAGUUUAGGGAGAAGCAUUUGGGGCCGGCUUUGGAGGGGACGAAGGGGGUUUUGGAAGCUGCCGCCCGAGAAGCCAGCGUCAAGUCUGUUGUGUACACUAGUACCUUCGGUGCUGUGGGCCAACACAGGUCUCACCCGACCGAGCUCAAAGGCCGCGUCUUCACCGAAGACGACUGGAACCCAUACACCCUCGAAGAGCUCGACGCUAUCGCCGCCGCCAACAAGUCCGACAACCCAAACCACCCGCCCGGUAACUUGUUCUACAUGGGCAGCAAGAAAUACGCCGAGCUCGCCGCGUGGGACGCGCAGAAGGCCGCUCAAGCCCAAGGCGCCGAUUGGAGUUUGGCGGCUAUGAACUGUGUUAUGAUUUUCGGUCCUCCCAUUCAACCACUUACGUCGCUGAGCAACGGCGGCGUGUCAACCGAAUACCUCUGGAUGCUCGCUGGCGGCCCGGAGAAGGGGGUUAUGGAAGCUGCUUUUCCUUAUUAUGUUGAUGUUAGGGACGCUGCCGAAGCGCAUUACCAAGCUGCCGUCAAACAUGCGCAGGGGAGGUUCAUCCUUUCUGCUGGUCCCUACGACUUUCAAGAAUUCGCCGACAAGCUCCGCCACCUCUACCCCGCCCAAGCAGGCCGUUUCGCACAAGGUACUCCAGGCAAGUAUAUGUACAAGGACCCUGGAAUUUAUGAGCUUUCGAAUGAGAAGAGUCAGAAGGAGCUUGGUAUUCAGUACCGAGCGAAGGAUGAGACAGUCAAAGACGCUUUCGAUAGGUUUUUCGAGCUCGAGCAGCAGGGGUUGAAGUAG